Lottia gigantea (owl limpet) is the source of this 549-nucleotide messenger RNA. RefSeq lists its product as hypothetical. Lineage: Eukaryota; Metazoa; Mollusca; Gastropoda; Lottiidae. The annotation marks the transcript as partial. Gene Ontology annotation, molecular function: sodium channel activity. The transcript has 4 exons. The record is from RefSeq and is a predicted model, not a curated record. Gene Ontology annotation, cellular component: membrane. Gene Ontology annotation, biological process: sodium ion transport.
CCUCAUGGACACUGUGAGAAUAUGAAAUUGAAGUAUUUUGAAGUUUAUUCCCCGGACAACUGUCAGAUAGAAUGCCUAACGGAGUUAACCAUCCAAAAUUGUGGUUGUAGAUUACAGUCCAUGCCGUAUAACUCAGGUUACUAUUUCUGUUUUACGCCAACUUCCGCUAUUUUUCUCCUGUUCAAAACACAUGACCAAUGUUCCUGUUCCGUGGCCUGCUCUUUUAAAAUAUUCGACCCGACCCUGUCCUACUCCUCGCUGUCUAAAAUGGUACAAUCUCGACUUCUACAUGGAAUUGACCUCGACUCCUUGACCCGGAAAAGGAAUUUUCUGGUGGUUAAUUUAUAUUAUAAAGAAUUGAAUUACGAACAGAUAACACAGCAGAGAGCCUACGAUAUUAUAGCUUUAUUGUGUGAUAUUGGUGGGUCUAUGGGAUUGUUUAUCGGAGCUAGUGUUAUGACGAUGUUUGAAGUAAUAGACCUUCUUUCCAACAGCCUGGCUACACGAAUGUUAACAGUGAAUAAAACACCAACUAAAUCAAAUAUAUAA